Hylaeus anthracinus is the source of this 3619-nucleotide messenger RNA. RefSeq lists its product as uncharacterized. The record is from RefSeq and is a predicted model, not a curated record. The coding region runs from base 1314 to 3071 and encodes 585 amino acids. Lineage: Eukaryota; Metazoa; Arthropoda; Insecta; Hymenoptera; Colletidae. The transcript is spliced from 5 exons.
GUCCGCCGGUUCGAUCGGUUCUUCCUCGGAACCUGAAGACCGCCUCUGCGCGUUCCGUGCAUCGCGAAAGUACUCCGAGCGACCAUCGCCUCGCUGCCUGGACUCCCGACAUCGAAUCGUCCAGGAAGGAAAAGAACAUUUUCUGAUGAAAAGCGGCGUCAACGGAGCGGAGCUGAUCGGGUACAAUGUUCCACGUGCUUCGCGGGCUGCCGCAGUUUCCUUGAGAUUUGAAUCGUCCACGCUCGCUUCUUUCAGACGUUAACCUCCUCGGCCCCAGGUGUCCAGAGAACGUCCAACAUUCCCUCGGGGCUACCAGAAUGCGGACCUAACCCAGACCUAACCCAGCUACCCAGGAGUCUGAAGACUUCUCGGAUACCGAGCGAUAAAACCGAGAUACGUCCUCUGGGCUACGCGAGGAGCUACAUUAAAUCAUAAACGCCGCGGGAUUCGAGCUGCGGGGCACCUCUUUCACGUGGAGAGGAAGAACAGUUGGCUGGACCAGUAAAUCGGGGUAUCGACCAUUCGUCUUUCCGCAGAAAUCUUCGAUAAUCCGAGUAUCCAGGUGAUCUCGUCGAUAAUCGCGACACUGGUCCCGUCAGCUGAUUGGGAGGAUGACGCAGCGGUCGUUCCUUCCCCGAAUCGUCGCGCAAGAAGAAACGAUGAUCAUUCGGUGUGAACAGUGCGACGUCGAGAGUGGACAGUUAGCGAAGGACACCAAGGCGUUCAAGAAAAGAAUCUUCGCGGUGCUGACUAGAGGGAUUCGUAAUAGGCAUUGAACGAGCGCUCGUUUCGCAAGGACCCUUGAUCUCGCUGCGUGCUGUUGCCUGCGGUAACAGUCAGUGUACAGUGAAUGAAUCCUGGGGUCGCGCCAGACGAUUGCACGAUCCUUUCGAUCGCGAUUGAUCCUGAGAGCCUUGUCUCGCCGCUAGUCGUGAUUGUUCGUACUCUGCGACGCCGAGUGGAAAGUGACCGGACCCCCUCAGUGACAUAAUCGAGGAAAGUGUCGAGGCGUUGCUAAUUGUCGGCUGGUUGUUUCGUCGUGAUGGGGACGUCGAGAUCAGAACGUCGAGAUUUGCUCCAGUGAGAUCGAACGAGUGCCGGUAGAAAAAGUUCUGAAGGUCUGCAAGUGGUCUAGAAGUGAUCUGGAAGUGGUCUGGAGGUCUCAGGUGGUCUAGAGGUAUCCGUAGUGGGGCUGCGAAUCUCUAGCGAAAUCGUCCUUCACUUUGUCCAGGUUCAACGAUGCGCGAUAGUGUCGCAAGAAAGGUCUCUCAUCCGAUCUGGCUGAAGAACGCGUGAUAAGAGUGCUCAGAACAAUGUCGUCGCACGGUGAGUUCUCGACGAUGUCCAGCGAAGAGGUGCCCUCGCUGCCGAAAUCCCUCCCCAGUUCCAGGGAGGCGACGGCCGAGGGUAGUUCCAGCUCCAGCGGCGGCUACAUGCCCCUUCGCGAGUUCUUGGAUCGGUUCUCCUUGCCCAGGGUCGUUAGGCUCGAGGGCACCAGUGGCAGACCGGUGUUGCUCUACAAGCAGCAACAGAAAUCGCUUCGAGUUACUGCGACCUUGUGGAUACAUCGAUACAGACACGACGUCAAGGUGGGCCCGGAAAUAGUCAUCCCCGAGGGGUAUCCUGGAUGGUUUUCUGUGAUAUCUGGCACCAAUACAACGGGUGGCGCGCGCGUCUACAGAAGAGUGGAUUCCCUAGUGCGAGCAGGAGUCCCCGCGUUCCUAUUGGCGGCGCCACUGAGGGCGUACAUUUUGACGCACUCGAAAAUGGAAAAUGGCAAUCUACGAGCUCACUACACGAAGACUACGAUAAGGGCUGGGGAGAUUCUACGAUUGAUAGCCGUCUUCCAGGACACGAGGAAGUGCAGUACGGUAUCCUUUGGGAUUUCCGGUAGCUCAUCCGAAAAGGAUCAGUACGCGCAAUGCUUGGAUCCCCAUGGUCGCGAGGUGUUUGCGCCAUUGUCAGCGAGAGGCGAAUUUUACGCCAUUUGUCAGAACGGAAGCAUCGACACCGAAAGCGACGAAGUGCUGUACAAGGUUCAUCAUCUUGCGAAAAGACAGUUACCUCUAAGGGUUCGUUUAAUAGCUGGUCCGCUUCCUGUACCCUUGCCAAGAGAAUACGGUGGUUUGAUGCAACUGGAAAGUUCAACACGUGGACCAAUCGUUUUAGGGUGCAUCGUACCGGAAAGGCCAGUUCACAAUCCGGAAAUGCUGGAGCUCGUGGUGACCGGAAGUGGCGCCCCAAGAGUGAGAAGAGCGCGAUUAGGUUACCCAUCGGAAGUUAGGUUGCUGGCAUCGCCAAAAAUGCAACGAUUAUUAUCUGCCUGCAGCCGAGCCGUCGGGGAUCGUGCAACGGAACCGAGAGUGGCGCCUUUGAAGCUCCACCCAGUCGGGGAAAAUCUCAAGGAGAUGCAUUUGAAGAAGAUCAAACCGAAAACGGAAACGAAACCCAUCCUGCAAAGCUUGAAGGACGGAUUGGAGCAAUUGAAGAAGACCACUGUCAGGGAGAAGAGUCAGACCAGGCAAAACUCUCGGAACGGAUUUCUGGAACGGAUCUCAAAGUUCACUCAGGGUGGUCGUAGUAGGAAUCCGGCGAAGAAAUCGGCGUCGUUUACGUUCGCCGUGAAACCGGAAAUCGCGAUAAGGUGUCAGGAACGUUACUCCAGUCUUGAGCCAGAUACUACCUCUCAUCCGAGUCAUUCCAAUUCCUCCAAGCAACCUGUACAAAGAUCGGUCUCUACGAGCGUUUUGGAGAUGCCGACGAACAUCGAGCUGCAACCGAAUUAUUCUCGUGUCAGAGAUAGUCUAACGCCAGUGCCAUCCCUCCCUAAACUAACCAGGACCAAAGCUGACGACAUUUACGCGGAGAUUUGCGAGACCGCGGUUGCGCAGAAGUGUCCCGGAAGCCACGUGAUGGCCAGGAUCAAAAUCGUCGUGAAAGGGCGCGAUUCGCCCAUGGAACUUUCGGGAAAGAUCGGCAACGAUCGAUACGCGAACUCGAUAGUAACGAACGAGCGGAUCGAUUCGAUAAUCAGUACGGAAGAUGAGGUUAUCUAUAAUACGAUAUUUUAAGUAUGAAGAACUUUAUAAUUAUAAGCGGGGAUGGGCGAAAUCUACUUAAAAACUGCUGCUUCCCGGUCGAAUACGUAAAAAUAGAAGUUAGGUGAGUAAUUCACUUUGUACAUUUCGUCAAAAUUUGUAUACGAUUUUUAAAGUAUACAAGUUCGAGAAAAACGUUCGUCAACCAUUUGAACGUGCCCAUCAGUGCCCAUCCCUGAUUAUAAAGUUAACCGGCUGUGUUUCAUGAUUGAAAAUCUGUUUUUAUUGGCGCGCAGUUAGGAAUUGAAUCUGUAUUAUAUUAUAUAAAGAACACUAUAAAAUUACAUUUAAUAUUGUAGAAACCAUAAUAAUUGCAUGUACAUACCUCUGCCAUACGUACUAAUGAUCGCAAUAAAAUUUAGUAGAUUUUUAAGAGUGAAAGACUCGAGUUUCUUCUUCGAAAUGACAGAAUUGAUGUAAUAUUUUUGGAAAGCUAAAAAUGUUUUAGAAAAUUCGUUCCAGCUAACUUGAUAGAAAAAUGAUUAAUGAUUACACAGGAAACAGAAUGUAGACAAUAAAAU